AUGAGGCCAGGACUGCUGCCCUUGGUGCUGAUGCUGGUGUUGGUCACAGGGUCCUGGCCACUAGAGCAGCUCCCCAAGGAUUCCUACAACAUCAAUUGGAGCAAGUUCUCAGGGUUCUGGUACAUUCUCGCCACCGCCACUGAUGCCAAGGGCUUCCUGCCGAGCCAAGGCAAGGGGAAGUUGUGGGCAUCGCUGGUAGACAUCCACAGCAAGGGCCAGCUCAAGGUGGUCAUUGCUGUCAAUGGACAACAAGGCUGCCAGGCCCACACAGUCAUGCUGAGGAAGGACAGCAAAAGGCCGGUGUUCAGAAACCCCUUGAGAGGCGUCAAGGGCUUCCACGUGCUGGCCACCAACUACCACUAUGGUGUGGUCUGUGUGUGGCUGGGCCGGGCAGGCCGGGAAGUCAAGAACCUGCUGCUCUUCAGCCGGCAGACUACGUCGAGUUUCCUGAGCCUCAGAGAAUUUGUGGACACAGCUGAGAUUCUAGACCUGGUUAGGACUGUGACCAUUCUUCCGAAAGACGUCUCCUGUGCAAACACCAUCCUGCCGUGA
Elephantulus edwardii (Cape elephant shrew) is the source of this 552-nucleotide messenger RNA. RefSeq names its product lipocalin 10 (gene LCN10). Gene Ontology annotation, molecular function: small molecule binding. The record is from RefSeq and is a predicted model, not a curated record. NCBI's taxonomy places the organism in Eukaryota, Metazoa, Chordata, Mammalia, Macroscelidea, Macroscelididae. The transcript has 6 exons. The coding region runs from base 1 to 552 and encodes 183 amino acids.